CAAUGUAGCUUACACGACACGCGUUUGGCAUUAAGAGUUUUGUCGUUCAUCACCUCUUUAUAUAUCUCGUAACUACAUCAUACGACUACUAAAAUCAACUACUACAACUACAUCUUGUAACGUUUUGUUGUAUAUUCAAUAAUGGUUUUAACUGCAGAGGUAGAUCUGCCUCAAUUCUCCACACUGACUGUACCGGAGGUCAACUUGUCGACAUCAACUUUAAUGUCGGCUGCGCCAUACCUCGGUAAGCAUUGUGAAAGUAUCAAUAACGAGUUCAUGCUGUGUCGACAAGAAACCAACGAUCCUCGUUCCUGCCUUGAACUAGGGAAGCGCGUAACGGCAUGUACAUUGCAACUGUUUAAGAACAUGAAGAAAGCUUGUUUGCACGAAUUUAAACAAUAUGCGAACUGUAUCGACAAAAGCUCUGGCGAUUACGGUUUUCGGCAUUGUCGUAAAACUCAAGCAGUACUCGAUUGUUGUAUGAAGGAUAAGUUGGGUCUAGAAAGACCUCAUGUAGGUCAUUUUUGUCGUGGACGAGUGCACAAAAGCUCUUGCGCACCACCGAGACCUCCACCUUGUCCUUGUCAGCCAAUCGUGCCGGAUCCUACUCCUUCGCUGCCCGACUCAAAGCCACGUUAUCCACCGCGCCUAGGUAGCCGUUUUUAUUUUAUGACAGAGUAGGUAGUCGGUGAAAAUAAAAGAAAAAUAGAAAGCGUUUUUUAUUGGUUUAUUUCUUGUACUUUAAUUGUAUUUUUUGAUAGCAAAUAUAGCAGUAACUGACCUAA
Bombyx mori (domestic silkworm) is the source of this 785-nucleotide messenger RNA. RefSeq names its product NADH dehydrogenase [ubiquinone] 1 alpha subcomplex subunit 8. The record is from RefSeq and is a predicted model, not a curated record. Gene Ontology annotation, biological process: mitochondrial electron transport, NADH to ubiquinone. The transcript has a single exon. The coding region runs from base 142 to 681 and encodes 179 amino acids. NCBI's taxonomy places the organism in Eukaryota, Metazoa, Arthropoda, Insecta, Lepidoptera, Bombycidae.